Molecule: messenger RNA, 1407 nt
Organism: Lolium perenne
Lineage: Eukaryota; Viridiplantae; Streptophyta; Magnoliopsida; Poales; Poaceae
Biological process (GO): asymmetric cell division
Source: RefSeq, a predicted model, not a curated record
AUUCCACGAAUCCCUUCUGUUUCCGCACCAUCUCAAGUCCAAAUCCAAUGGCAAUGGAGAAGAUCACGGCGCAGCCACUGGCUCCCAGCCUCUCGGCCUCGGCCUCUUCCUCGCCAGCCACCGUCGGCGCCCUCCUCAACAAUGCCGCCGCUGUCGCCGCCACCGGCGCCGCCCCGCGCGAGUGCCGCUACCCGCGGUCGCUGCUGUCGCGCUUCCUCGGCAGGGGCAGCGGCCGGUUCGGAUGCCGCAUGCGCCUCCCUCGCUACUGCGCCACGCGCGCCGGUGCGGUCGCCAAGGAGGACGCCGGAGACGAGGUGGCCGCGCCUAAUGUGGUGGCGAGUAAUCCAGCGGAGGCCCAGGAGUCGCCUCGAGGUUCCCUGCAGAGGAAGAAGGCGGCGGAGCCGGAGGUGUCGGCGGCGAGCCUCGGGCUGGGCGCGGGCCUGGUCCUGCUGCUGUCCAAGGGCGCGGCGGAGCUGAGCCGGAUGGCCGAGCUGCGCGCCCAGAUGGAGCGGCUGGUGAUGGAUGCCAGGGCAGCGGAGGCGCGCGGCGGAGGCAACCGCUCAGUGGACGACGGCGCCAGCGUCGUCAAGGAGCGGAUCUUCUUCGCCGACGCCGGCGACGAGGACGCCUCUUCUUCCCACGGUUCGCGCAGUGCGGCCGCCUCCGCCGGCGAGAAUGCUGCCUCCGCGAUGGAUCAGAUGGAAGCGGAGCUCGAGGCGGAACUUACGCGCCUGCAGCUCUCAUCUGACUACGAGGGCGAUGAGUGCGCGACGCCGAAGCGAGAUCACCAGCUCGAGUCCGAGCCAAAGAGCGACGUCUCCUCGGAAAGCGGCUCCCCUGCUCGCAUCGACCAAGACGGCGUCGUGAACUACGCAGCAGGAGAAUGCAAGGAAGACGACGUCGCCGACAUCGAGGAGGAGGAGGAGGCAGAGAGCAGUCCUUGCCAUUUCGGCGUGCCGGCCCUGGUGCUGGAGAGGAGGCUGCACGAGCUGCUGCAGUCGCGGCACGAGGAGCGGAUCGCGGAGCUGGAGACGGAGCUCCAGCGCGCGCAGAGGAAGCUGCGGGAGAAGGAGCGCGAGGUGUCCCGGUGGCGCGACACCGCCAAGCUUGCCUCACGCCACAAGGACGAGUCGCGGCUAAGGUAGAAUCAAACAACCGUGAACGCGCACGCGAAAGGAAGAAAUUAGGGACCUGUGCAAAAUGCAAAUUGGAGCCCAAAAAUGGAACGUGCCCAUGGACACGAAAAGCUAUGCAUGGGUGAUCAAGUUUCCUAUGUACCAAUGAACUUUUAGAUCUUUUUCGUACUAUUUGUUUUGAAAAAGUUGCAAACUUGAGAAAGAGUUCUUGGGCACUAUUUGUUGCUAGAUUUGAGCAAACAAUUGGGUAAGUUGUCUAUCGGAAAAUAGU